This is a messenger RNA of Protobothrops mucrosquamatus (brown spotted pit viper), 1066 nucleotides long. RefSeq names its product rho GTPase-activating protein 42-like. Gene Ontology annotation, biological process: signal transduction. Lineage: Eukaryota; Metazoa; Chordata; Lepidosauria; Squamata; Viperidae. Gene Ontology annotation, molecular function: GTPase activator activity. The record is from RefSeq and is a predicted model, not a curated record. The transcript has 8 exons. The annotation marks the transcript as partial.
AAUGAAGCUGGCUUUAAUUUUGUAAGAAAAUGCAUUCAUGCAGUGGAAACAAGAGGUAUUACAAUCUUGGGAUUGUACCGGAUAGGGGGUGUGAACUCCAAAGUGCAGAAGCUGAUGAACACCGUCUUCUCGCCUAAAUCUCCUCCUGAUAUGGACAUUGAUUUGGAAAUUUGGGACAAUAAAACUAUAACAAGUGGGCUAAAGAACUACCUCAGGUGUCUUGCAGAGCCACUCAUGACUUUCAAGUUACACAAGGAUUUCAUCAUUGCUGUUAAGUCUGAUGACCAGAAUUACAGAGUGGAAGCCGUCCAUGCACUUGUCCACAAGUUGCCAGAGAAAAACCGGGAGAUGUUGGACAUCCUGAUAAAGCAUUUGGUCAAGGUGUCGUUACAUAGUCAGCAGAAUCUCAUGACAGUCUCCAAUCUUGGAGUUAUUUUUGGUCCCACGUUGAUGAGAGCCCAGGAGGAAACAGUGGCCGCUAUGAUGAACAUCAAGUUUCAGAAUAUUGUGGUUGAGAUUCUCAUUGAGCAUUAUGAGAAGAUAUUCCACACAGCCCCAGAUCCCAAUAUUCCUCUUGGAAAGCCUCAAUCCAGAUCAAGCUCAAGAAGGACAAGAGCAAUCUGUCUCUCCACAGGUCCUCGCAAGCCUAAAGGACGAUAUACUCCAUGUCUAGCAGAUCCAGAUAGUGAUUCAUACAGUAGCAGCCCAGACAGCACUCCAAUGGGCAGCAUAGAAUCACUGUCCUCUCACUCUUCUGAACAGAACAGCACUACCAAACCUGCAUCUUCUCAAUCCAGGGAAAAAACAGGGGUUGUUCCAUGGAUUGCGUCAUCGCCAUCAUCCAAUGGACCAAAAAAUUCUGGGCUUUGGACCACAAGUCCUGAAUCCUCCUCAAAGGAGGAUGCAGCAAAAACAGAUGUGGAAUCUGACUGUCAAAGUGUCACAUCUGUUACCGGACCAGACAAUGUGACUUCACCAGGAGACCCAGCCAAAAGAGGAUUGUAUAGUCUCUCUGGAAUGAAAAGAUCAUCAGCUUUAUCUUUAAGGUCUAUCCCUUCUGCAGAAG